UGUCAGAGAUAAUAUACAUUGUUGACAGUUGUGUGGUUGUCGGUCUUGAAUUUGUGUUAGAGUUUGAAGUAAAGUUUGUUACUGUGUUAGAACGAGGCGCAGCAAUGGUAUCCGUGCUUAACUCAAUUGAUACUGGGCACGAAGAUCUGAUACAUGAUGCCCAAAUGGACUUUUAUGGCCUCCGCAUGGCGACAUGUUCGUCAGAUCAUUCGGUAAAAGUUUUCGACGUUAAGGAUGGAAAUCAAACACUGACAGCAGAUUUGAAAGGUCACUACGGCCCAGUUUGGCAAGUGGCAUGGUCUCAUCCAAAGUACGGGAAUUUAUUAGCAACUUGCUCAUACGACAGGAAAGUCAUCAUAUGGAAGGAAUCUGGUACCUGGUCUAUACUGUAUGAGUAUACAGGUCACGAAUCAUCUGUGAAUUCUAUAGCUUGGGCGCCUCAUGAAUAUGGUCUUAUACUUGCUUGUGGUAGUUCAGAUGGUUCGUUGUCCAUUUUAAGCAGUAAUAGCGAUACGGGAACCUGGGAAGCGAAGAAGAUACCAAAUGCUCAUACCAUCGGAUGCAAUGCUGUUAGUUGGUGCCCGUCAACUGCACCAAAUCCAUUGUUUGAUGCCUCUGCUUCUGGGAAACCAGCUGUGAAUACGAAGAGAUUAGCAUCCGGGGGUUGUGACAAUCUUGUGAAGAUAUGGAAAGAAGAAGGUGAUCGCUGGGUGGAGGAAUCCAAGCUAGAGAUGCACUCAGAUUGGGUGCGUGAUGUUGCAUGGGCACCAUCCAUCGGUCUCCCGAAGAGCGUUAUAGCAAGCUGUUCGCAAGAUCGGCGAGUUGUCAUUUGGUAUAGUGAUGAUUAUGUUACGUGGAAUCCCACAGUGCUCCACACAUUUGAUGAUGUUGUGUGGAAUGUCAGCUGGUCUUUAAUAGGAAACAUUUUAGCUGUAUCAUGUGGUGACAACAAAGUUAGUUUAUGGAAAGAGAGCCCAGAAGGACUAUGGGUAAGCAUAAGUGAGAUUGCCAAAGGACAGGCUCAUAUGGUUGGCAAUGAACAGAGAGCACUUUAAAAGUUGUCGUGUGACCAUAAGAGGAAACAUUUUUGUAACAUUAAACAGUAAUUUGUGGUAAAUGACUUCCUUCCACUCCAUUUGCGGAUAAUACUGUUGUAUACAAUCAUAUGACACCAAAGGAAACAGUAUCCAAAUGUUACAGUGCAUAUGUUCUGUGUAUGAUUCAUGAGUUAGAAACCAAGUAUUUUGUGGCAAAUAUUCACCAACUUUUGAAUUACAUGUUGUUUGUUUAAUAAAUAUUGUUGACCUUA
Schistocerca americana (American grasshopper) is the source of this 1309-nucleotide messenger RNA. RefSeq names its product protein SEC13 homolog (gene Sec13). Bases 105 to 1055 code for a protein of 316 amino acids. Gene Ontology annotation, molecular function: protein binding; structural molecule activity. Gene Ontology annotation, biological process: positive regulation of TOR signaling; protein import into nucleus; COPII-coated vesicle budding. Gene Ontology annotation, cellular component: nuclear pore outer ring; COPII vesicle coat. The record is from RefSeq and is a predicted model, not a curated record. NCBI's taxonomy places the organism in Eukaryota, Metazoa, Arthropoda, Insecta, Orthoptera, Acrididae. The transcript has a single exon.